Molecule: messenger RNA, 2945 nt
Organism: Haliotis rubra (blacklip abalone)
Lineage: Eukaryota; Metazoa; Mollusca; Gastropoda; Lepetellida; Haliotidae
Product: PDZ and LIM domain protein 3-like
Exons: 4
Coding region: 161-754 (197 amino acids)
Biological process (GO): actin cytoskeleton organization; muscle structure development
Cellular component (GO): filamentous actin; Z disc; stress fiber
Molecular function (GO): muscle alpha-actinin binding; actin binding
Source: RefSeq, a predicted model, not a curated record
UGCACCUCAUGGCUACACCUAUCCGGAGCGUGCUUCCCAACACUGGCCCCUAUAACAGCAACGCAGUGCAUGUAGGUCGGUAAACACACCUACACAGACGUUCGACAAGCAAGAGCUUCAAGGCCUUCACGAGCGGUAGCAGACGAUAGGUAACAUCAAAAUGGCGUCCGGUGAUGUGGUAACUGUGAGUCUCCGCAGAUUUGAUACAAGUCAGCCAUGGGGUUUCAAGCUCCAGGGAGGGACCGAAUACGGCCUACCUCUUUUCAUCGCCCAGGUGUCCCCUAAGAGUAUCGCUGGAACAGCGGGGCUGCGGAAUGGAGAUGGUAUCGUGAGGAUCGGGGAUGCGUGCACAAAUGGUUGGUCUCAUGAAAAUGCGAAAGCCGAGCUUAUCCGGGCUGGCAACGACGUGGAUCUCACAGUCCAGAGAGGUGCUGUGAACACAGCUGACCCCGCCGUGAAGGCUGCAGGUCAGCAGGCAGCUUCCCCAAGGGUAGAACUGGACGAGGGGAGCAUCAACCCCCACAUGAACGAAGGGUCAGCCUACAGGGACGUCAAGCCCAAGACAUACCAGAUCCUAGAACAGCAGUUGGGAGGAAGUGGUCCUGCUCCGUCCGCCCUGGGGCGAGGCAAGGCAAAACAGGCUGCAGGUGGUGGUGGUGGACCAUCCUCCAUUUUUGAUCGGAAGAAGCAGGAGAGGUCUGGCUACCUCCAAGCCCAGGGCAAGACAAUUCAGAAGGCUUAUGGUGAACAAUGAGAAGCAAAACAUGUGAUAUGUAAACAUCAUAGCGGAAAUGUUUUUUCGGAAUCAAGACUCUGGAUACAUUGGGGUUCUGAAGAAAUAGUUCCACUUUGAGGACAUCUAUGGUGCAAUUCUCCACAAGGGAUUACCAUGACAUUAACUUUUAUAUAUUCCCUGCAUAAUGAUGGCGACAUUAGGUUUCUCACUGUUGAGUAACAGCUCCACCAACCUCCCACCAAACUACCUUCCCCAAAACUGCUACUUUAAAGUGCAACAUCACUAUCCUGUGUUUAAUGAGUACCUAGCCAUUGAUCCAUGUUUGAUGAAAAAAAUAUGUUCUGGGGAGGGACAUGAAACUUUUGAUAUGCUCCCUCUGUAAUUUAUUAUGUCAAAUGUUAAUGCUUAUUUCAAUGGGACACACCUGAAAUGAUUCUGUGAUCACAUGUAGAGUAAUAUGACUUCAUCAUAAAGAGUGGACUAACUACAGUGCUUAAAUUAUCCAUCCAGUAAAAUUACUCUCAUGAGCAAGAGGAUUUCUGUGGUAAGUUACUGAAAAGAGAUGGAGAUAGUUGCGUAUUUUGAAGCUAUGAUGAAUGUGUCUAGGAUAUUUAUCAUAACAAAAUGGAAAUAUCCGCUGGAUGAUGAGAUGAAUAUUAGGUGGCAGAAUACCUGGCAACAUUAUACACCAUGAUCAGGCUCUGAAAGUGGGGUCUUUGAGAAUGAAUAUUUGGUAGCACUGGGUCUGAAAUAGGCUCAAGGAUAUGAAAGUGGGGCUCCACGCAUAAAGGUGCUAUCACUGACAAUCUCACUUCUCUCACUUGACACUUCAUGGAAUACGUUCAUCACCCACCCCACCCUACCCCUCCACACAAACAGCUUUAUUUUAGUCAGCACCACUCCCCAAACUUCUAAGUUAGUUUAUUAUUAUGAACUUUCUUGUUUGAUACGUGUGGUUGUUUGUUGUGUUCUGCAAUUACAUAUUAUUCAAAUGUUUACAAAUAUAUUAAGCCUGUUAUGAUACAGUCACCUCCUGAUAGAACACACCUAAAUAUAGAGAAUUGUGGGAUAAUAUCAUAGAAUCCCCAUUGUAUGUAUAAAGUGACACUUCAUAUAUUUUUUGGUUAAUGGACCCUAAGACGAAAUUCAGUAAAUAACAUUUAAUGGUUUGAAGUUAUAUGUAUAAAAAAUAACUAAUUUAAUGCAUUGUAUAUAUUGUGAUCACGACAAAUGCAUUGUAAAGAGAACAAGGCUUUGGGAUACAAGUAAAUCCAUGUACUGUGGUAUUAUUGAAAAAAAAUCAAAUGUCUUGUACCAACCUAAACAGCUUUAAACAAAGCAAACACUAUUAUGCUACACAAUCAGCCUCUUACCUGGUGGAGCUGAUUGGCUAGUCAACUAAUUUGGAAACAAAGUAUAUAAAUAGAGUGGUAUAAGUUCAAUAAAGCCUCAGUACAAGCCCAAUGUUAAACCUCCUGUUGUGGUGUAUAACAUGGCAGUUGAUGGAAUUAUAAAUUUUGGAAUACAUUCAUUUGGGGAUUUCCCUGGGGUUUGUAAUAUCUGGAGUUGACUGUAAUCUAUAAAUAAAUAAGUUGACUGUUUAUAUGUUUUAUAAAACUGGUGUGCCAAUAACAUUAAAUUAUUAAACUAAACCAAAUAUCAAUGACAGUCCUGCAGCAAAUAAAUUGCAGGAUGGAGCAUUGAUCGUCUCAGGUUGUGAUGUACUAUAACUAUCUGUUUGAAUAUCACUUAUCUUUUUCAGAUUAAUAAAUGUCUUCAACGAACUUGUACAUAUAUAUUCAAUAUAUUAUGUUAAGUGUUAACUCAAUGAGAAUUUUUUUAAACAAAUAUUUUAAAAUAAAAAUAAUUUACACAUAUUUAUUUUUUGCAGUAAAUUGCAUGUGAAUGUAAAUCUGUCCUGUCUAACAAUCAUGCAAAAUCCAGUUAGGCAAAAACCAUCUAAAAUCAAUUAAGUUUUACAACAAUUCUCGGAAUAAAUUAGUUUGCCGCCAUAUGACACAAUUCAAAGUAUGUGUAAACAAUACAUCUCAUGUUGACACUACUCCAUGGUAGCCUUGGAUUUUGCAUGGUUUAUAUACCUAUGUUGCUUGUUUCUUAUACACCUGUAGUGUUGUCCUGCCUGGUAUAAAUUUCAGCUUCUGGCUAUAUUCUUGAAAUCUUCAUGCAAUAAAUAUCUUUACACCUAUGA